Messenger RNA from Coturnix japonica (Japanese quail), 4030 nucleotides. RefSeq names its product cyclin D binding myb like transcription factor 1 (gene DMTF1). Lineage: Eukaryota; Metazoa; Chordata; Aves; Galliformes; Phasianidae. Gene Ontology annotation, biological process: regulation of transcription by RNA polymerase II. Gene Ontology annotation, cellular component: nucleus. The record is from RefSeq and is a predicted model, not a curated record. Gene Ontology annotation, molecular function: DNA-binding transcription factor activity, RNA polymerase II-specific; RNA polymerase II cis-regulatory region sequence-specific DNA binding.
UAGUAAAUGUGUGUGUUUGGUGGCCCUGCCAGGCAGCGGGGUUGGAACUACAUGAUCCUACAUGAACCACUACAUGGUUCUGAAAUAUAUUACCCUGCCAGGAUCAGGGUUUGCAUCCAAGAGCAGGACCGGGCUUCCCAGCAUCACCGUUAAACACCACGGUGCCCAUUCAGGAGGAGCUGUUCCUUUAUUUCCUUCUUUUUUCCCUCCCCCCCUUUCCUUUUGAGAUCUCUUUAUUCUUGAGUGUGUAUUCAGGCACAGUGAAGCGUGUUACACUUCAGAUCUUUGGCUCACACUAUUUGUGUGCCUUUAUUCACCAUUGUUUAAACCCACCUGGCUGUUAUAAGUAAUACACCAAAGUAAUCUAGAAAAUCAUUUUUGUUUGCCAGCAAUGCCUUAGCUGUAGAUGCAAUUAAUUCCUUGACAGCGUGGUUAAAGUCCUGCUGCAAAGAUAGAAGACGUCUUAGCAAGAAGGUGGACACUUUUGCUUCUUAAUGCCAAUAACUUCAUGCUUGCUUUCUGGACUGAAGAGUUUGAGUAUGAGCACAGUUGAAGAAGAGUCUGACACAGUGACAGUAGAAACAGUGAACUCCGUGACUCUGACUCAGGACACUGAAGGAAACCUCAUACUUCACUGCCCUCAAAACGAAACUGAUGAAGUAAACUCUGAAGACAGCACUGAACCUCCACACAAAAGGCUUUGCUUGUCAGAGGAUGACCAGAGCCUUGAUGACUCAGCUCCCUGCAUUUCUGUUGUUGCAGUUCCGAUUUCAGAGAAUGAUCAGAGCUUUGAGGUGACCAUGACUGCUACUGCUGAGGUAGCUGAAGAUGAGAUUAAUGAAGGAACUGUUACUCAGAUUCAGAUUCUUCAGAAUGAACAGCUGGAUGAAAUCUCUCCAAUGGGCAAUGAAGAAGUGUCAGCUGUUAGUCAAGCCUGGUUCACAACCAAAGAGGAUAAGGAUUCCCUGACAAAUAAAGGCCAUAAGUGGAAGCAAGGGAUGUGGUCAAAGGAAGAAAUUGACAUUUUGAUGAGUAAUAUUGAACGUUACUUAAAGGCCCGUGGAAUAAAAGAUGCCACUGAAAUUAUAUUUGAAAUGUCAAAAGAUGAGAGAAAAGAUUUCUACAGGACAAUAGCUUGGGGUCUGAAUCGGCCUCUCUUUGCUGUUUAUAGAAGAGUUCUUCGCAUGUAUGAUGACAGAAACCAUGUUGGAAAGUAUACACCCGAGGAAAUUGAAAGGCUUAAAGAACUGAGAAUAAAGUACGGCAAUGACUGGGCCACAAUAGGAGCUGCGCUGGGGAGAAGUGCUUCUUCUGUGAAAGAUCGAUGUAGAUUGAUGAAGGAUACCUGCAACACAGGAAAGUGGACAGAAGAGGAAGAAAAGAGAUUAGCAGAAGUAGUUCAUGAGCUAACGAGCACAGAACCAGGUGACAUUGUCACACAAGGUGUAUCAUGGGCUGCUGUAGCAGAAAGGGUCGGAACACGCUCUGAAAAACAGUGCCGCUCUAAAUGGCUCAACUAUCUCAACUGGAAACAAAGUGGGGGGACUGAGUGGACCAAGGAAGAUGAAAUAAAUCUGAUUUUAAGGAUAGCAGAACUUGAAGUUUCUGAUGAAAAUGACAUCAAUUGGGAUUUACUCGCGGAAGGAUGGAGCAGUGUCCGCUCGCCACAGUGGCUUCGGAGUAAAUGGUGGACCAUCAAAAGACAGAUUGCAAACCACAAAGAUGUUUCAUUCCCUGUGCUGAUAAAGGGUCUUAAACAACUGCAUGAGAACCAAAAAAACAAUCCAGGGCACCAGCUUUCGGAGAACAAAUCUGGAGGUGGAUUACCAAACAGUAACUCCACUUCAGGUGUUCAGCACGUGCAGAUUCGAGUGGCUCGCCUGGAGGAGAAUGCAGGGAACACACCAGGCCCUGUGACAGCUUUGCAGAUCCCAGUCCAGAUUACACAUGUCUCCUCGACAGAUUCCCCUGCUGCUACAGUUGACUCUGAGACGAUAACACUCAACAGUGGAACACUACAGACCUUUGAGAUUCUUCCAUCUUUCCAUCUCCAGCCUACAGGAACACCGGGUACAUACUUGCUACAGACGAGCUCAAGCCAAGGCCUUCCUUUAACACUGACAACUAGUCCUACCAUGACCCUAACAGCUGCUGCUGCUCCAGCCUCCCCAGAACAGAUCAUAGUCCAUGCCUUAUCUCCAGAGCACUUGUUGAAUACAAGUGACAAUGUCACAGUGCAGUGCCACACACCAAGUGUCAUCAUCCGCACCGUUGCUGCCGAAGAUAUCUCCUCCUCUGUCACUCAGGCAGAACUUACUGUUGAUUCAGACAUUCAGGCAGCUGGUCUGACGGAUCCCCCUGAUACCUUGGAAACAAACAGCUUCCCAGAUGAUAUCCAUCAGUCCAAGCUGAGUGAUGAAGAACAUUCUGCGUACAAUGAAGAUGAUGCCUCAAAAUUCAGCAGCAGGAAUAGCAGUGAACUGAUGGAUGGAGUUAUGGUAAGAACUGAAGAGGAGAUUUCAGAUGCCAGCCUGAAGCGGGAAGAGGAUUCUCACUCUGAUUUACCCAGCACAUACGUCACUGAGGACCUGGGUUCUCCUACAAUAGAAGAACAGGUUGAUCAGCCUACAAUAGACGAUGAGACUGUGCUCAUUGUUCCUUCUUCCCAUGGUUUUAUCCAGACAUCAGAUGACAUAGACAGCGAAUCAGUGUUGCCGCUGACAACUCUAACAGAUCCUAUCCUACAGCACCAUGGAGAUGGCUCACACAUUAUUGGCUCAUCACUGGGCAGUCCUGACUCAGAAGAUUCGAAAGAUGUUGAAGAUCUGGUGAGCUGUCACUGAGAGAAGCAGUAAAUCGUGUCCAUUUUGUAUUGACCGUGUUUGCAUUGUGAAAUUAGUUACAACCCUGUGCCACGUUUCCAAAGAAAGCAGCCAGUCCAUGUCCUUAAAAAGAAACUUACAGUUUGAAAUGACGACGGUGCACUUUUUCUGCUCGGGCCAUUUACCUCAUAUGUGAAGGGUUCCAGAGCACCCGAUAGAAGCCUGACGUGCUACAAUCCAACCAGGGUGUGUUUUCCAGUGUUUCCCUGUUGGCAGUGCUCACUGCUUGGAGCCACGUGGUCAAUUCUGAUCUGAAUUGUGCUAAACUGCACAUCUCUAAAACUGGACAGAAGGCAGCGAUUGUGGAUCGGAUCCUCUUAGUGCCACAGCAAGAAACAGUUUGCACGUUUCAUUGAAGAAUGGCUGAUGAUUUCUGCACUUACUGACUCUCGCAAUAUGUGGAGCAAGACUGUUACAUUUCAGGAAGAAAACGCGUUCCAUCAAAGACUUCAAGGGAGCAUCAUAAGGCAAUGGUCUGUAUUCCCAUCUCAUCUGGUUUAUUAGUAUGGCUGCAACAUAGGACUUAAGACAGAUGCUUAUGGGAUUUGUCAGGUCUGCUUGUUCCCAAGUCGUCCGUUGCUGGCAACGGAUAGAACUCAGAUCGUUUGUGGAAAAUCUUUUUUGUUUUCCUUCCUUCAUCACUACGUGAAGCUGAAUAAAAGGGAAGGCCUAUGAGAAAGGGAAGCUACAAGCACCCACCAGCCUCUCCCUGAACCGUUUUAAGGUUGUUGUGAGUAUGCUGGAACAUUUGGUCUCGCUGUUUACAUGACACUACCAGCCACCUCUAGAGGUGAUUUAUGCAGCAAGGGAGUAGAUGGGAGGUUGGUGUGGAAGUGGCAAAGUCUUGGAGAAAGAGCCCUGAGGCAAAGGAAGCCAAUUAAUCCCUGUAUUCAAGGAUUGCAACAGGCCGUAGGCUGAGCAGCAGCCUGUGAGCUGGGGACUGAGAGUAAGAGCUAUAGAAACUAUAAAGACUCACGUAUAAGUUAUUUUAUUUAUUUCUGUAAUUAGCUCUUCAUAAUCAAGAGUUGGUCUUUUUCAGUCCGUGGUUUUGUUAAUGUGAAAAAAUAAGUUGUAGUUUCAAAAUGGUUGCCUAGGGAACAGAAGUAAUUGUAUAUUCAGUUUCAAUAAAAUAAAGAGUAUUUGUCUUA